AUGGCUCUGCCCGUUACAUCCAUCAUGAUGCCACGAGCCUUUCUAGCAGCGGCAAGACCAUUACAGCGGAUACUAGUUGGGGCUUCUAGCCGGACACAUAUACCACCAUUUCCCGGACACCAUACACAACAAGUUCGCCAGAUUCGAUACCGCCUAGCUAAGCGGGAGGAUGCCAAUCCAAAACUUCUUUUCACAGGCGAGGACAUCCCUUCACUGGAUGUAUGGGAUCGUUUAAGUGAAAGGGCGAUCACUCGACGGAUUCCCCCAGAAAUUACCUCUGAGCAGAUGUAUGAAGCGGUACGCUCAUACUGUUCCAUUGCAAUUCACAAUAACGACUCCUGGCAGCCAAGGUUACAAAGUGCCAUCAGCCUCUGGCCCCUAAGCGAUCACAAACUAUGCAUCCACAUGCUAUCCACCGCCUCCUCCCUAGGCUACCACCCCUCCACCGUCUCCGUGAUGUUCUUCCUCUCCCAAAUAAGCGACUUCUUCGACGCCCGUCUCAAGCCACCCUUCCGCGACAUCAGCGCCCGCUUCAGGCUCCUCUCCCGAACCAGCAGAGACCCCGACAUCCUCACCGUCCAAGGCCUCAUCGCCCUUCGAGAAGACGACCAAGACGCCGCGCUUCGUUUCUUCGAGCAGGCCGUCAUCACCGCUGAGAAGGGCACCGGUAUCCUGCCCCCCCUCGUACCAGGCGACUUCGUCUCCGAUGGGGACACCAAGGAAGUCCCCGGCCGCCCCCUCCGGUUCUCCUACGAAAAGUCCUGCUACUACAACCUGGGUCGGCUCUACAGGAGAAACGGUCAGACUGCAAAGGCACGCGAUGCGUUCGUCAUCGCCGCCGCAGACCUCCGACAUAUCCCCGCGCUGGUUGAUCAUGCGAGAAUGGUAGAGUUGGGGCAAACAGCCGAGGAGAACAAGUACAGGGAGGUUUUGCUGGUAUCAGGCGCCAAGAUGGGCAACGUUAAGGCGUUCAGGCAGAUGGUGGUGGAUUUGUUGAUCAAGUACGAGAAUCCGGAGAAAUACAGCCCCAAGGAGUUCAAGGAGGAUCCUGUUGAUGUGAGGGUGAUUUGGGAGUGGUGCAUUCUUACGCUGGGCCUGGGUCGGACAAACGGCCCGUUCGCGUUUGCCGAUAAGGACGAGUUUGAGCGGGUUCACAACGCUAUCAGGGGCAACCGGGCCAGGAUGAGUCUGGUCGAGCAGGAUGCAGAGACUGAGGAGGUGACAUUGGCGAUUUGGGUCUACCCUUCUAAAAUAGCAAACUUGGGGAACCUUACCGGGGAGCCUGAGAGAUUUGAUAUCACAAUAUAA
This is a messenger RNA of Podospora anserina S mat+, 1308 nucleotides long. RefSeq lists its product as uncharacterized. Bases 1 to 1308 code for a protein of 435 amino acids. The record is from RefSeq and is a predicted model, not a curated record. Gene Ontology annotation, molecular function: protein binding. NCBI's taxonomy places the organism in Eukaryota, Fungi, Ascomycota, Sordariomycetes, Sordariales, Podosporaceae. The transcript has 2 exons.